CUGCAACUACAACGAUCGUUUUACCCCUGCUCUUCAAAGAAUAAGGGGUCUGAAGAGAGAGAGAGAGAGUAAAAAAGUCACGUUUUCAAGAAAGCAAGAAGCAAGAUUGCGAUGUAGGUGGGCGCCAGUUGGAGAUAUAGAUCGAGAGAAGGGUGUUGAGGGGAGAGAGUUCGAUCCCUGAAAUCUGCGAGCAAGAAGAAGUAAGCACCGCAAAUUCUUGAAGGAAAUAGUCGCUCUUUUGGCAUGGGUGUAAUGGAAAGUUUCAGCGCCGAAGAUCUGUCGACCAUCGGAGGAAUUGCCACGGUUUCGCUGCUGCAUUCCUUCAUUCCCACCCAUUGGCUCCCUUUCUCCAUUGUCGGUCGCGCACAGAAGUGGACCCUUUCCCGCACUCUCCUCGUUACUGCAUUUGGAGCAGUUUUGCAUGUAGUGUCCACGUCACUUCUUGGCAUAACAGCGAUCACCAUGGCGAAUACUAUUGCUGGUGAAGAAACAGUGCAUAAACUAGCUUCACUUUUGCUUGUAGUUCUUGGUGGUAGUUAUGUCUUGCUGUUUGUGACUGGAAAGGGCGGUCACAGUCAUUCUCAUAACCAACCCAUGGAGAAAAUGGCUGUUGCUGGGCUUGUCCUUGUUCCUGCAUUGUCACCCUGUGCAACCACACUUCCGGUAUUCCUUGCUGUUGGAAAUUCGUCUUCCAUGAUGGUGCUUGCUAUCAUUGUGCUCUUAUUCAGCACCAUAACUGUGAUGACAUCACUGGUGGCUCUAUCAUUCUAUGGUGCCAGUCAACUCAAGUUUCAUUGGGUGGAGCGGUACGACAAGCUUCUUGUGGGUUCUGUAUUGUGUUUGGUAGGAAUUUUGACUCUUCUUUUCCAUGAUCAUGAUCAUGAUCAUCAUCAUGGUGGAGUUGGAGGCUCUGGAGAGCAGCAAUUGCAUAGAAAACUAGUUGUUCUAUGAUCAUUUUCCUGGCAAAAGUUGAAAAGUGGAAAAUGUUUUGAUGUGGAUCUCCAGUAGAACCGGAUGGAAACUGAUGCAUGUGACAUAUUUCUGUAUUGUAAUUGUUCUGUUCUGAUUCAUACCAUAAUCCUUGUGUGUGUGGGUGGGUAAUUUUGUUUUUUGUUUUUUUGUAUAUGGUAAUUGUCUUCACUUUUUUCUGAAAGCCUAUUUUGGGUGUGUCCA
Corylus avellana is the source of this 1173-nucleotide messenger RNA. Its product is annotated as Fe(3+) dicitrate transport system permease. Lineage: Eukaryota; Viridiplantae; Streptophyta; Magnoliopsida; Fagales; Betulaceae. The record is from RefSeq and is a predicted model, not a curated record.